Lethenteron reissneri (Far Eastern brook lamprey) is the source of this 2966-nucleotide messenger RNA. Its product is annotated as dual specificity tyrosine-phosphorylation-regulated kinase 4-like. Gene Ontology annotation, biological process: peptidyl-threonine phosphorylation; peptidyl-serine phosphorylation. The record is from RefSeq and is a predicted model, not a curated record. NCBI's taxonomy places the organism in Eukaryota, Metazoa, Chordata, Hyperoartia, Petromyzontiformes, Petromyzontidae. Gene Ontology annotation, molecular function: protein serine/threonine kinase activity; ATP binding.
UUGUUGAUUGUACGAUCCAUCCUGGGUUUAACCAGGCUGGAUUGUGUGAGGGGCUCACAAAUGCUUGAAAGAUCUGGAGACAUUCCCACCAGUAAGUUCGUCCGGCAGGCAAGGCUGCAUUGGCUGGGUCUUGUAGACCGCAUACCCAAGCAGUUUAUUUUGGUUGCAUAAAGGGGGCUAAACGGGCACGACAUGGGCUGUCAAAAUAUGGACUGAUGCUGUAUGGGAGGAUGUGGAGCUGAGUGGACUUGCAGAAGACUGGUAUCAGUGGUGUGGAUAGCAUCCUUCACGAGGAAGCUCGUGAAGGAUCCUACCGGGCAGUAGGAGGCAGUCGCCUUCCAACAACAACUGAGGACAGAGGAGUGACGCUCACAACGAGUAGCGGAUAAAAUUCAACAAGUUGGCACAGUUGGGGAUACAGCUGGUGUAUCUACCAGUCAUCUCAGCCAACCUUUGGAACCUGGGUCUAUCCCGUGACGUCUUGUCAGCCUUCGACACUUCACGUGGACUAAAAGUGCACCUGGCCCGGCACAGGUGCCGUGGUGUCAUCACCCCUACUUAGUGGCGAAUGUCGGUUGUUGUUGUUUUUGUAUUUCGUGUUGUGAGUGGUGAUGAUGUGAGUCUGUGUUGACAAUGUGGGUUCAUGGUGAGGAUGUAAGCCCGCGUUGUGACUCAUGUUGAGAUCUGGGAGCCCUCACGCCCUCUCGACUCUUUGUGAUCCUCGCCUUCGUCUCCUGCUCCGCACGCAGAGACCCGGACUGUGCGAGAGACGCUGUGAGAUCUUUGCACCCUGCUCUGCAAGUUGCUACCAUGGAGAUGAGCCGAGGUGGAGAGGCGAGGAGUAAGGGCGAAUCUUGCACCACGUGGAGUGCGCUGUCCUCAGAGGGCAACGCCUCCAUCUGCAGCAAAUCACCGCAAGAAAUCCUGGCUCUCUUUGGCCCUCACUUGACCAACCGUGAGAAGCUAGAACUCGCAGCCAUGCAGGAAGUGUGGUACUUUGCACUUUUCAACAAAUCUCAGGGAUUCAACAAUGAUGGAUACGACGACUACGAACGAAAUUACAUUCUGUUCCGGCAUGAGCACCUCCGCUAUCGCUAUGAGGUGCUGAAGAAGAUUGGAGAAGGAGGUCAAGGCCAGGUGAUCCAGUGCCUUGAUCACAAAAGGAACAUCCUGGUGGCCAUCAAGAUCCUGGUGUCACCAUCGAGCUCCAAGCAAGAAACAUACCAGAAGAUGGAGCUCCAGAUAGCUCUGGAACUUCAGGACGAGGGCAGUGAUGAAGAUUUCAACGUCAUCAAAGUCCUGAACAUAUUUCAUUUCAGAGGACACUACUGUAUCGUCAUGGAGCUGUUGAAGGAGAGCCUUCAUGAAGUGAUUAGAAAUGCGGGGCUCCGGCGGCUGGACAUGGCGAUGGUGAAAACCUACACCAGGGGCAUCCUCAAGUUCUUGCGCCACAUCAAUUCCAGGAAAAUCGUCCACGCGGACAUCAAGCCUGAAAAUGUUCUCGUCAAAGACACCGUGACUGGCACCGUGAGGAUCACGGACUUUGGCACGAGCUUUUUCGUGGAAAGUCAACAAUACUUGGCUCCGGAGCUGUUGCUGGGCUAUAGCUUGACAUGUGGAGUGGAUAUGUGGGCGCUGGGCUGCACGGUGGCUGAGUUGGCGACGGGCAGGGAAUUAUUCCGGUCCAACAGCCACGAAGAUCACCUCCCGCGCUGCAUAGAGAUUCUGGGGAUGCCUCCGAGGUACAUGGUGAAUGGAGCACCCGACAGAACGCAGUUCUUUGACCAUCGGGGGAAGAUGUUCUGCCCAGGCAAGAAAAGGGUUCCGGGGAGCUUCCCACUUCACAGGGUGCUCAAAAGCGAUGACCCGGAGUUUGUCGAAUUCAUCAGCUCCUGUUUGCGAUGGGAUCCGAAUUGUCGUAUGACGCCAGUGCAGGCGCUGGCUCAUAACUGGCUCCGGACCGCGGCCACCAGCACCACCACGGCCAGCAAAGCCACCACCACCACCGUUGCUGCUCCUGGCAGUGUGAAGCACUCUGGAGCUGCUGAGCGACGAAUGGAGCCGGCACAGCGCCCAUCCUCCUUGCUCGCCCAGGCCUCUAAAGAGAAGUUGAAGGUUGUGGAGGAAGAGACCAUGGUGGAGGAGCUGGUGGUGCAAGAGGAGGAGACUCUCGUGGAGGAGCUGGUGGUACUCGAGGAGACCCUGGUAGAGGAGUUGGUGGUACAGGAGGAGACCUUGGUGGAGGAGUUGGUGGUACUUGAGGAGACCUUGGUGGAGGAGUUGGUGGUACAGGAGGAGACCCUGGUGGAGGAGUUGGUGGUACAAAAGACUCUGGUAGAGGAGUUGGUGGUACAGGAGGAGACCUUGGUGGAGGAGUUGGUGGUACAGGAGACCCUGGUGGAGGAGUUGGUGGUACAGGAGGAGACCUUGGUGGAGGAGUUGGUGGUACUUGAGGAGACCUUGGUGGAGGAGUUGGUGGUACAGGAGGAGACCUUGGUGGAGGAGUUGGUGGUACAGGAGGAGACCUUGGUGGAGGAGUUGGUGGUACAGGAGACCCUGGUGGAGGAGUUUGUGGUACUUGAGGAGACGCUGGUGGAGGAGUUGGUGGUACAGGAGACCCUGGUGGAGGAGUUGGUGGUACAGGAGGAGACUCUGGUAGAGGAGUUGGUGGUGCAGCAGGAGAAGAGGAAGCAAGGGAGCCUGGCCCGCAUAGGGAGAGCCAUCCGCUCACUCCUCCGACGUGUGCUGCUUUGUGGUGGCCGGUCCACUGCACAGUAGGGGUGGUGGAGGUGGUGGAUCAGUGUGAACCCUGAUCACUUUUACCACACUCACCACACUCACAACACUCACCCUGCACCCACCCACCCUGUAAUACCCUCCACCCACCCUGUAAUACCCUCCACCCACCACCCACACCCUGCACCCACCCACCCUGUGAUAUCCUCCACCCACCACCCACACCCUGC